Molecule: messenger RNA, 1011 nt
Organism: Striga asiatica
Lineage: Eukaryota; Viridiplantae; Streptophyta; Magnoliopsida; Lamiales; Orobanchaceae
Source: the annotation of a GenBank genome assembly
AUGAAAUCAGUCUACCGAAAGAACAAGCAACGGAUUGAGCAACUAGCGCGAAAGCCGUUGCGCGUUAGCGCAUCCGUUUUCUUGCUCCUUGGCAAUCGCUCGGCUGUUCCCCUAACCCAACCCGGGAACGGACCGGAGGGAAGCGCAGCAUGGGGAAUGUCCGCGUCUCGCCGCAAGGCUCAUUUUGAGUUGUGGGUCAUAGGGUGGGCAGCUUUAUCGGCUCAAGGGCCGGGGCACAAGGGUCCUAGUACUAUCCAGGUGCGAAGAACCCCGGAGGUGACUGCAAUGAGCAGAAAUCUCACUCACGGGCCUAAACGACGAGCAAACACUCGAACAGGGGCGCUGAAAUCCUUUCUAUUGGUUCGUGCGCGGCAGCUGCCAAAGAAAGAUGAGACGGGACGGACGGUCAGAGGCCGCAGCGGGACUACCACUUGGGAUGGGAAUGGCUCAGCCCACAUGCAUCAUUUGAUGAAAGCACUCCAAGUCGCCUCCUCGAAGUGGUUUGUCAACCAUAAAGAACGAAGCGAAGCGAAGUGUAUGAACUCCCUCAAAACAAUGCUCCUCGUUGCAAGCAACCUGGGGCUUGCCUUGCCUCAACAUCUAAAUAAAGAAAGGGCGGGCGCCGAAAAAGAAGCAGCCCAGCCUCUUCAAGAAAGCUUUGCUUGCGCCUCGAAAAGCCCUUUAAACCAUAAGAAGCGAGCCACAUGCAGGGAAACUUGCACGUGUGGUUCUGGCCGGGGACCCCGGUAUACUGUACUAAUAUGUGUAGGUCCCCGUAAUUCGAGUGAGAUUGUCAUGGCGCAAAAGCAGAUAUGGUCCGGUAUUCCCUUGUUCCCUGUAUUGGUUAUGUUCUUUAUUUCUUGUCUAGCAGAAACUAAUCGAGCUCCGUUUGAUCUCCCAGAAGCGGAAGCUGAAUCAGUUGCAGGCUAUAAUGUAGAAUAUGCGCGGGAUGCGAUCCUUAAUAGUUCACUGUUGGCGGAAGCCAAUGUCCCUGGGACUCAUUCUGACUGA